Ceraceosorus bombacis is the source of this 4017-nucleotide messenger RNA. Lineage: Eukaryota; Fungi; Basidiomycota; Exobasidiomycetes; Ceraceosorales; Ceraceosoraceae. The record is from the annotation of a GenBank genome assembly.
AUGACAGCACGUCCAGCAGCACGACCGCUGCCUAACCCUCCCGCAGGGGGAGGCGGGGGCGCCUAUCAUUCAUCCAACGAUGCAGUCUGGUAUGAGCACGAGGAGAGGAUGCGACCAUCCUACAUCUCACCGCAACCAGGACUGCAAGCGUACGGAGGAGGAGGAGGAGGAGGAGGCUUUGGACUUCCCAAUUCACCACCAAGGAGCCCAUCUGCUUGGUACAAUCAACAAUCGCCAUACAUGAGAUCGCAGCAGGCAAACCAAUUUGCGCAAGGGCAAUCUGGCGGCCAAGCAUAUCCCUUUCCAUCUGCAUCCGCUUCUGCUUCCACAUCUCGUCCAUCUGGGCCGACCUACUCGAACAAUCUUCCAGCUGGUGCGCAACCUUCGUAUGCCUUCAAUCAGCAGCAGGUGCAUCAACAGUAUGCCCCAGAGAAGAGGUUUGGCACCGCGAGCAAGAACAAGCACAGCAGUAUGCAGCCAUUCCCGACGAACAGGCUACCAAAUCCCUAUGAUGCUGGAUUUGGACAAGCAGACGCCUUUGAGAACUCAAAUAGAGGGGGCAGCGCAUUCAUGGUGAGCAGGACGUGGGCCAGUUCCAUCGUCGGCAUCCAUCGCACUGCUCGGCACGCGAGUAAAUUUGCCUGCUAACCCUACGUGAUGAACGCGUGACUUGACAGCACAAGGGCUUCUUUGACAUUCUCUCUUUGGUCAACAAUUCGCCCGCGCCUGGAGGUGCGCCCUCACGAUUGGGUAGUGGACCAGGAGCGCCUGGAAGCCCGUCGCGCAUCAAGGCAACCCUGUCGCGCGCAACCGGUGGACUGCGCAAGAUGUCUGGUAAAGCUGGCGAUGGGGGCGCGGCUGCGGCAGCCUCGGCUGCGCAAAAUCCUGGCCCCUACCCGUCGUCCGACGAUCCUUUUCUCGUCGGUGGAGGAGUAGGACUGCGCCCGCCUCCAGCUCCAAGCUCGGGAGCAGCUCGAAGCGCAUCUCCCGAUGUAUUCAUGCGCGGAGCAUCUCCGCUUUCUGCCUUUCCAUCCACUACGAGUGCUGCUCUCUCACCGGGCACGCACGACGCUCCAGGCGCACCAGCUGCAAGAGCGCAGAAGAAGCGCAUCAGCGUGGACAUGAUUGGAGCGCCAAAAGCUGGCACCUUUGUGCAUGCGGCCCACGCGAGCGAUGCGGAGCAAGCAGAGGAAAUCUUGCGCAGAUGGGGUCGGGAUGGGAUGGGCAAGAUUGCGGGUGAGUUGGGAGAGUGUUCGGGGCGAGGCAGGUCGCGCAUUGACCCUUUGACGCGUUCCGCUCUGCAACCUCAGACCCAGCUUGGUUCGAGCCCAUCAAAAAUGCCAUGCGCCAACAAGCGAUCCGAAACCAAGCUGAAGCGAUCGCGCAAGUCCAGGCCGCGUUGCACCAAGAGUCGGUCAUUCGAGAUCAACCAAGGCAGUUGCACAUCGUCAAUGGCACAGCUAGCAACGCUUCCUCCGCCCUCACUACCACCACGGCCACAGCUGGUCACAGCUAUGGCAGCGCGACUAGCCCUGGUCUCGCGGAUCAGCCGACACCCGGGGUGACGAGCACAGCGUGGGGACCAUUUGCUGGCAUCGCCGAGGAGCUUCGAGGCUCGGACGGCGAGGCUAGACCUGCGCCCUAUCCGGAUCAAGUCAUCGCGCAGCCCAGGUCGCCUGCUCCACCUUCACCCCAAGCACGCCGAGCAACUACGCCCGCAUCUCCUUCUCCAACCGUGCGCCCCACUCCCCCGCCUCUGCCAAGAACGAAUACGGGAGGAACCAUGUUCGUAGCUUCGCCCGUGACGAGUGUCGAUCAAGAUGCGCCGGACUAUCUUCAGUUCCGACCUGCGCAAGCUCCAGCGGGUCUGCAGCCUCCCAAGGCCAUCGAUGGACUGCCAGGAUCUGGAGGUCGAGGCGCUAUUGGCGCUCUGUUCGAGACGCGCCCCACGUCUAUGGUUGUGCGAGAGAUCGACGGCAUUCCGGCCGCUAACAGUCCCGCUAGGAAUGAGCAGGACUACGAGCACCAGCAGCGCAAGGCGGUGCUUGGUGAUGCGCAGCUCACGGAUGCUAUGGCCCUACGAGCCGGCGCAGCUCUGCGACCCAGCUUGACGACCAUCGAAAAGAGCGUCGCUGCGAAGAUCUUCUUCGAAAAUUUGUACUACGGCAUCUUGAAGACGCCGCGAGCGCGCGACACGAGGCGCGCAGGCUUGGAAGCGGAAUUGGCAUCGCUGCGCAUUCCAGAGUCCAGCAAGGACUUGAUCCGCGCAAAGUGGCUAGCCAACGAGACGGAGCACUUGCGCGAUAUUCGCGCACGCGUCAAUGUCAACAGCUUUGCCAAACUCAAGACGAUCGGUCACGGAGCUUUUGGUGUCGUCGCGCUGGUGCGCGAAAGAGGUACGGGCGAGCUGUUUGCGAUGAAGCAACUACGCAAAGCCGAUAUGCUGCGCAAAGGCCAAGAAGGCCACGUGAGGGCUGAACGCGACCUCAUGACGAGUGCCAGUGGCGGCGCGAACGCCAAGUGGAUCGUCAAGCUGGUGUACAGCUUUCAAGACGUUGAUCAUCUGUACUUGAUCAUGUGAGUAGGUGCGGGCAUCCUUUUUUGAUUUCAUGUCUCUUUUUUUUUUUCUUGUCCUUACAAUGCGACGAAUGACGUACGCGCAGGGAGUUUAUGGGCGGAGGCGACUUGUUAAACUUGCUCAUCGAAAAGGACAUUUUCCAAGAAGACUUUGCUCGAUUCUACGUGGCCGAAAUGAUCCUUGCUAUACACGAGGCGCACAAGCUGGGUUACAUACACCGUGACAUUAAGCCCGACAAUUUCCUCUUCACCUCCAGGGGCCACAUCAAGCUGGCCGACUUUGGCCUUUGUCAAAGCUUUCAUUGGGCGCACGAUGGCGCGUACUACGACCAACAGCGGAAGAACUUGCUGCGCAAGCACGGCAUCGACCUGGACGACACCAAGAAUGGCGCUGGUGCGGCGACGCGGGCUCGCGCACGCGAGGUUGCAGCUGCGAAUGGAGGCGGCAACACUGGCGCAGGCAAGCGCGGACAGGCUGGGGCUGGGCUCGAUGACAAGGAGCUCAACGAGGUCAUGAGCGAUCGCAACAAUGACGGUACUCCAUUGACCCACGUGCUCACGUGGAGAGACAAGCAGAAGAAAAAGAUUGCUUACUCUGUCGUCGGCACCAACAACUACAUGGCGCCCGAGGUGCUGCGGGGUCUGGGCUAUGAUCAGUCGUGCGACUGGUGGUCGCUAGGAGUCAUCGUGUUCGAGAUGCUGUACGGCUACCCGCCUUUCGUGUCCAAGUCGCGUCACCUGACGAGGCAAAAGAUUUUGAAUUGGCGACAAACGCUCAAAUUUCCACCAAAGCCCAAGGUGUCGAAAGAUGCUCAAGACUUUAUCAUGAGGUUGAUCUGCGAAAAGGACGAUAGGCUAGGUUCGCAAUCCACCGCAUCUGUCAGUCGACCCAAUUCGUUGUUGCAAGGCUCUCGACAGCAGCGAAGCGGUUUUGCGGCGACGAACCAUGGUGGAGCGAGCAGUGUGCCUGGACUUGCGGAUGGCGUGGAGGAUCUCAUGUCCCAUCCGUGGUUCAGAAACGUCGAUUUCUCCUCCAUCCACUCGCAACGGACGCCCUUUGACCCCAAGCUGGCCCAUCCUGCAGACACGCGCAACUUUGAAGAGGGCAUAGAGGACGAACCGCUGGCUGCGCCCGGCGCUGCUGAAGCUGCCAAGAAUGGUCAGCCCGUGCCGCUUGAACAGCCGCGAGACCCGAUGCUGAGAGACAAGGCAGAGGGAGAUCGACUUUUGGAAAUGAGAAAGCAAUUGGCUUUUGUUGGCUACACGUUCAAGAGUCCUAAACCCUUUGAUGCCAAGACUCAAAUCACGGAGAGCAAAGUGAUUGCUGCGGAAAGAGCUUCUGCUGCUGCUGGACACACUGGUGCGGCGCCUCUACCACUCGCGUAUGAGCAUGCGGAGCCUACGUUGGGCGGCAGCAGACUUCGAAGCAUGUCCAUGUAG